Molecule: messenger RNA, 633 nt
Organism: Coffea eugenioides
Lineage: Eukaryota; Viridiplantae; Streptophyta; Magnoliopsida; Gentianales; Rubiaceae
Product: homeobox-leucine zipper protein HOX11-like
Exons: 3
Coding region: 1-633 (210 amino acids)
Biological process (GO): regulation of DNA-templated transcription
Molecular function (GO): DNA-binding transcription factor activity, RNA polymerase II-specific; sequence-specific DNA binding
Source: RefSeq, a predicted model, not a curated record
AUGGUGGAUGAUGACUUUUGCAACACCAAACUUGCCCUCGGAAUUGGUACUUCUUCCGGCAAUUCACUGCCUAAGCCAGACAAGCGUGCCUUGUCAUUGGACCUGUCCUUGGUUGACGAAGGACAAUCUAGCAGAAAUAGCGAGGACAAUGGCGGUGAAAGCAGAAAGAAGUUGAGGCUCUCUAAGGAGCAAACAGCUGUUCUAGAAGAUAGUUUCAAAAAGCACACCACUCUCAACACUGCUCAGAAAAUUGAGCUGGCUGCCAGGUUAGGUUUGAAACCUCGGCAAGUUGAGGUGUGGUUCCAAAACAGGAGGGCCAGAACAAAACUGAAGCAAACAGAAACUGAUUGCGAGCUAUGGAAGAACCAUUGCGACAAUCUGAGAGAGGAAAAUGGCAAGUUGAAGAAAGAAAUUGACGAUUUGAAAGCCUUAAGGGCAGCAUUUUAUGCACAAAUAACAAACUGCGUGGGGAUCUCAGUGUGUCCGUCGUGCAAAAAAGUGCAAGGAGUUGCCACUAAGGGGAGUAGCAGUGGCGAUGGGAAGCAUGAAAGAAAUGCAACAGCCGCUGCAGCCUCCGGGGACGUGGUCCAGAGCCCUAAGUACAAGCAUAGCGGCUUGAAAAUUCGGGGUUAA